Molecule: messenger RNA, 7146 nt
Organism: Knipowitschia caucasica
Lineage: Eukaryota; Metazoa; Chordata; Actinopteri; Gobiiformes; Gobiidae
Source: the annotation of a GenBank genome assembly
AUGUCCGGAGCAUCUGUAAAGGUCGCAGUCCGGGUUCGCCCCUUCAACUCCAGGGAGACGGGCAAAGACUCAAAAUGUAUCAUCCAGAUGCAAGGCAACACCACAACUAUUCUUAACCCCAAAGCCCCCAAAGAACCAGCGAAGACCUUCAGUUUUGACUACUCCUACUGGUCACACACUUCGCCCGAUGACCCAAGCUUUGCAUCACAAGAACGUGUAUUUAAUGAUAUAGGGAAGGAAAUGCUGGCGCAUGCCUUUGAAGGCUACAACGUCUGCAUCUUUGCAUAUGGCCAGACAGGAUCUGGCAAAUCCUACACCAUGAUGGGCAGAGAGGGGCAGGAAGGAAUCAUCCCCAUGCUCUGUGAAGAUCUCUUUGAAAAAAUCAGUUUAGACAACAACAAAGAACAGCUCUCUUACUCAGUUGAGGUCAGUUAUAUGGAGAUCUACUGUGAGCGGGUCCGGGACUUGCUCAAUCCUAAAAACAAAGGCAACUUGAGAGUUCGCGAACACCCUCUCCUAGGCCCAUAUGUGGAGGACUUGUCUAAACUCGCUGUUACCUCCUACACAGACAUUGCAGAUCUUAUGGAUGCAGGAAACAAAGCCAGGACUGUGGCUGCCACUAACAUGAAUGAAACCAGCAGCAGGUCACAUGCAGUGUUCACCAUUGUCUUCACGCAGAAAAAACACGACAACGAAUCGGACCUCUCCACAGAAAAGGUCAGCAAAAUCAGUCUCGUAGAUUUGGCAGGAAGUGAACGUGCGGACUCCACUGGUGCUAAGGGAACCAGGCUAAAGGAGGGAGCAAACAUCAACAAGUCUUUGACCACAUUAGGGAAAGUCAUAUCUGCCCUCGCUGAAGUGAGUAAGAAAAAGAAAAAGACUGACUUCAUACCGUACAGAGACUCUGUUUUGACAUGGCUUCUAAGGGAGAACUUGGGUGGAAACUCCAGGACGGCCAUGGUUGCUGCUCUGAGUCCUGCUGAUAUCAACUAUGAUGAGACCCUCAGUACUCUCCGUUAUGCUGACAGGGCCAAGAAUAUUAAAUGUAACGCAGUCAUCAACGAAGAUCCCAACAACAAGUUGGUACGUGACCUCAAAGAUGAAGUGGCCCGACUCAAGGAGCUGCUGCAAGCACAGGGCCUGGGAGACAUCCUGGACAUCGAUCCUAUGGGGGAUGAUUACCCAGGAAGUGGAAUAAAAUCACCCAUGGGCUCUCUGACAGCCUCUCCGUCCCUGGGCACGCUCUGCACCCAGGGCCUGCAGUCUGUCUCCAGCAUCCAGGAACGCAUCAUGUCCACGCCUGGAGGAGAGGAGGCUAUCGAGAGGCUCAAGGAAUCUGAAAAGAUUAUUGCAGAGCUGAAUGAGACCUGGGAAGAGAAACUGCGUAAAACUGAGGCGAUCCGCAUGGAGAGGGAGGCCUUACUUGCAGAAAUGGGUGUUGCAAUCCGUGAAGAUGGUGGUACAUUGGGCGUCUUCUCUCCUAAAAAGACUCCACAUCUGGUCAACCUGAACGAGGAUCCACUCAUGUCAGAGUGUCUGCUGUAUUACAUCAAAGACGGCAUCACAAGGGUGGGCCAAGCAGAUGCUGAAAGACGUCAGGACAUUGUUCUGAGUGGAGCUCAUAUAAAAGAGGAGCACUGCAUUUUUCGCAGUGAAAGAAAUGCAAACGGAGAUGUGGUGGUCUUGUUGGUGCCUUGUGAGGGUUCAGAGACCUACGUCAAUGGAAAACGUGUUGAAGAUGCCAUCCAACUGCGCUCAGGCAACCGCAUAAUCAUGGGCAAGAACCAUGUUUUCCGGUUCAACCACCCAGAACAGGCCCGUGCCGAUAGGGAGAAGACGCCAUCCGCUGAGACCCCCGUGGAGCCUGUGGACUGGACCUUUGCCCAGAGAGAGCUGUUGGAGAAACAGGGCAUCGAUAUGAAGCAAGAAAUGGAGAAAAGACUGACUGAAAUGGAGAUCCUAUACAAAAAAGAGAAGGAAGAAGCGGAUCAGCUCUUGGAACAACAGAGACUGGAUGGAGACUCUGAUAGUGGGGAUGACUCAGAUAAGCGAUCAUGUGAAGAGAGCUGGAGACUGAUUACAUCUCUGAGGGAAAAGCUGCCCCCCAGCAAAGUCCAGACCAUAGUGAAAAAGUGUGGCUUGCCCAGCAGCGGCAAAAAGAGGGAGCCUGUGAAGAUGUACCAGAUCCCCCAACGCCGCCGCAUCACCAAGGAUUCAAAGUGGGUCACCAUCUCAGACCUGAAGAUCCAGGCUGUCAAAGAGAUCUGCUAUGAAGUGGCUCUUAAUGACUUCCGCCACACACGUCAGGAAAUCGAAGCACUAGCGAUUGUCAAAAUGAAGGAGCUCUGUGCCAGCUACAGCAAGAAGGAUCCCAAUGAGCGAGACUCAUGGAGGGCCGUGGCCCGGGAUGUUUGGGACACUGUCGGUGUGGGAGACGAGCGCAUCGAGGAUGUCAUCACCAACGGGACAAGGCCAGGGUCUGGUGUGAUGGACGAGCUCAAAGUGCAUAUCGACAAACUGGAGGACAUUCUUCAGGAGGUGAAGAAGCAGAACAACAUGAAAGACCAGGAGAUCAAAGUUUUGAGGAACAAAAUGGUAAAAAUGGAGAAGGUUCUGCCCCUCAUGGACAGUCAGGAUAAACCUCUGAGUGCCGGUACUGCCCAGGAUCCUGGUUUACGCCCUGUUUCUCCUGCCGCUCUACCCUCCAUUCUACCUCCUGCUUUGCCCUCUGCUCAGAGCUCUGUGCCCAGUCCCAGAGAGGGGAAGCCCCCAGUGCCUGAAAAGUUUGAUUUUGAGGAAUCAGAUCCACAAUCAGGCCCUGUGUCAGGAGAGGACCUGAAGAGGGUAAACAUGCGCUGGAUGCGGCCGGAACAGCAGCGCCUGAAAAAUAUGCAGCAACAAGAGAUCUCUAAACAGUUGCGCAGGAACAACGGUCCGCACAGAUUCAUCCCACCAGAAGACCGUAAGCUGCGCUUCCCCUUCAGGAGUCACCCAAACCACAGAAACUCGUGGAGCCCUGGCACCCACAUCAUCAUCACAGACCAGCAGGUGAUUGAGCUGAAGGUGCCUAAAGACUCAGUACAGGAGGAAGAGGAGGAGGAGGCCUCUGCCGCAGAGGCUCAGUGCAGAGAGAGAGUAGCAGCUGCAGUGGUGCAGGUAGCCCCCACUCUGCCCAGCCCUGCGCCUCAGCGUAGGAACAGUGAGUCUGAACCCCACCAGGGGCCCAGGCACAACUAUAGGAACCAACAGAAACAGCAGUAUGAGCGUUUACGCAGCAACUCCUUCAACCACCGCCAGAGGCCGUCCGGAUCUAUGGAGUCUUUACAGCCCCCUGAGCCCAGGAGGCACAUUCAGCCUUUUUACCCCCCUCGAAACCACCUGCCCCCGCACCUGGCCCUGCCGAUGUUCCCUCCUCAGCAGUAUCCCCAGCCCUGCCAGUACAACGGCAUGUUUUACCCUGAUGGCAACUACAAUGGUUUCCAGGAGUACCCCCACGCUGACCAACCAAACCAUUCAAUCAGCUUCCAGCCCCCGCCCCGAAUGCGCAGACAGUUGUCUGUUCCUAAUCUCAAAGCCAACAGAGAGACAGUGGUUUACGAGAGCAAACUGCAGGAGCUUCAGAAACAGGUGGAAACUCGAUCACUGCUCGCUGAGACGCCUGACGAAGAUGAUUUGGAAGAUGAGGAGGAAGAGGAAGUGCCGUGGACCCAGCACGAGUACGAGCGGGCGCAGUGGGCUUUCAGGAAGUGGAGGUUUCACCAGUUCACCUCCCUCCGAGACCAGCUGUGGGGCAAUGCCGUCUAUCUCAAAGAGGCCAAUGCCAUCAGUGUGGAGCUUAAGAAGAAGGUCCAGUUUCAGUUUGUGCUGCUGACUGACACGCUGUACUCUCCGCUGCCUCCGGAGCUGCUGCCCCCUGAACCAGAGAAAGACCGGGACCCUAGACCGUUCCCCCGGACUGUUGUGGCUGUGGAAGUCCAAGACCUGAAGAACGGAGCCACACACUACUGGUCCCUCGAAAAACUCAAACUGCGACUGGACCAGAUGAGAGAGAUGUAUGAUCGCGCUGGGGAAAUGGCCUCCAGUCACCAGGACGACGGAGAGGGCACGCUCACAGGGAACGACCCCUUCUACGACCGCUUCCACUGGUUCAAACUGGUCGGCAGCAGCUCGCCCAUUUUCAACGGCUGUGUAAAUGAGCACCUGGCGGACAGAACCCCAUCUCCAACCUUCUCCACGACCGACUCGGAGGUCACAGAGCUGGCGGACGAGCGGCAGAGUGAGAUGUCCGACCUCAUUGAUGACGAGGCCUUCGUGGAUGACACCAGCUCUGACGCUGGGACAGAGGAGGGGUCCGACAUAUUCAGCGACGGUCAGGACCCCUUCUACGACCGCUCCCCCUGGUUCAUCCUGGUGGGAAGGGCUUUCGUCUACCUAAGUAACCUGCUGUACCCGGUCCCGCUGGUGCACCGCGUUGCCGUAGUAACGGAGAAGGGCGAGGUGCGUGGUUUCCUGCGUGUGGGGGUCCAGGCUAUAGCUGCUGACGAGGAGGCUCCCGACUACGGGUCAGGAGUGAGACAGUCUGGAACAGCCAAGAUCUCAUUUGAUGAUGAGUAUUUCAAAAAGAAUGAUUUUCCAUCCACGGUCAUGACUCGGUCCGGCAUGUCCCUGGAGGAGCUGCGCAUCGUGGAGGGACAAGGCCAGAGUUCAGAGGCCAUCACACCCUCAGAGGAGCUCAACCGAAUCAAUGACAUGGAUCUUAAGCUGGGGAACAUGGCCGACCCCAAGUUGAGUGAAGGUUUGGCAGGGCAGCUGGAGGUGGGCAGUAUCUUCACAUUCAGAGUCACUGUGCUACAGGCCAGUGGCAUCCCUCCGGAGUAUGCAGACAUCUUCUGUCAGUUCAAUUUCUUACACCGCCAUGAUGAAGCGUUUUCAACAGAACCGAUAAAGAACACAGGGAAAGGCGCUCCACUGGGCUUUUACCAUGUUCAAAAUAUCUCAGUGGAGGUGACCGAGUCCUUUAUAGAGUACAUCAAAACCAAACCUAUUGUGUUUGAAGUGUUUGGACAUUAUCAGCAGCACCCACUGCACAUUCACGGCCAGGACAUAAUCAGUCCUCCGAUUCCUUCGAGAAAAUAUUACCCUAUCCCUAUGCCGCUCUCCAAACCAGACCACGCCCGAAAGAUAGAGCUGGUCCGAUACCUCAUGAGUGGAUAUGUGAAUGGGAAAGUGCUGGAUACACUGUCUGAGCACGCUAAUGCGCUGGCCGCCUCCGCCGUGGCCAGUUUGGACGAUGAGCAGCUCUCUCACUUCCCUUUCAUCCCAGUGCCCGAUGACCCGGUGCUAACUGUGCCAAGCCACCAUGUCCCAGCCACAAAGCUGAACACUUUCACCAAAUCCUAUCUGGGACAGAGCAUCAGCAAGUACGACCUGCUGGUUUGGUUUGAGAUCAGCGAGCUUGAGCCUACUGGAGAGUACAUUCCGGCUGUUGUGGAUCACAGUGGCGGACUUCCCUGUCACGGCACCUACUUGCUUCACCAGGGAAUCCAGCGCAGGAUCACAGUGACUCUCAUCCAUGAGAAAGGCAGCGAACUGCAUUGGAAGGACGUCCGUGAGCUAGUUGUGGGUCGUAUACGAAACAAAACUGAAGUGGACGAUACUGCUGGAGAUGCCGUCCUGUCCCUCAACAUCAUUUCUGCCAAAAACAUCAAGUCCUCUCACAAUUCCAACCGGACUUUCUAUCGCUUUGAGGCCGUGUGGGACAGCUCCCUUCACAACUCCCUCCUCCUGAACCGCGUGACACCGUACGGGGAGAAAAUCUACAUGACGGUUUCUGCAUAUCUGGAGCUUGACCACUGCAUCCAACCAGCGAUCAUCACCAAAGAUAUCUGCAUGGUCUUCUACUCCAGAGACGCCAAGAUCUCCCCUCCCCGAUCCCUCCGCAAUCUCUUUGGAAGUGGAUACUCUAAAACUCCUGACUGCAACAGAGUGACUGGCAUCUAUGAGCUGAGCUUGUGCAAGAUGUCUGACACUGGAAGCCCAGGAAUGCAACGCAGGAGGAGGAAGAUCCUGGACACUUCUGUGGCGUAUGUCAGAGGAGAGGAGAACCUGGCCGGGUGGAGACCCAGAGGAGACAGCCUGAUCCUGGAGCACCAGUGGGAGCUGGAGAAGAUGGAGCAGCUGCAUGAGGUGGAGAAGACCCGUCACCUGCUCCUCCUCAGGGAGAAACUGGGCGAUGCUGCACCACUGGGACCAGCCCCCACCACAAAGUCCCUGAGCGACCUGUCCCCGAGUAUGAGCUCAGGGACCCUCUCCACCUCCACCUCCAUCUCCUCACAGAUCUCCAGCACCACCUUCGAGAGCGCCAUCACCCCCAGUGAGAGCAGCGGCUACGACUCCGCCGACAUCGAGAGCCUGGUGGACCGCGAGAAGGAGCUGGCAACAAAGUGCCUGCGCCUCAUGACUCACACCUUCAACAGUGAGUACAACCAGGUGGUCUACAGCAUCAGCGACUGCAAGCUCUCGGACCUCUCUCCGUUGGGGCGGGACCUUUCAGUGACCAGCUUGAGCAGCGCUACCCUGACCCCCUCCUCCACCUGCCCCUCUCUGGCCGACUCCCGCUGCAGCUCCAUGGACCAAAAAACUCCAGAGAACUGCUCCAGAGCCUCCAGCCCGUCCUGCUCCGAUUAUGAAAACUUCCCGAUGGUUCCCACUUUGGAGAUGUCCAUUUUGGCACGGGCUGGAAAACACGAGUUCCUCAACUUGGUGCCUGAUAUUGAGGAAAUGAGGCCGGGAUCCGUGGUGUCAAAGAAGGGUUUCCUGAGCUUCAUGGAGCCACGGUCGAACUCGUGGGUGAAGCACUUUGUGGUGGUGCGUCGGCCGUACGUGUUCAUCUACAACGGUGACAAAGACCCGGUGGAGAGAGGCGUCCUGAACCUGUCCACCGCCCAAGUGGAGUACAGCGAAGACCAGCAGGCCAUGCUCAAGACUCCCAACACAUUUGCAGUGUGCACAAAGCACAGAGGGAUCCUGCUGCAGGCCAACAAUGAGAAGGACAUGAACGAUUGGUUAUAUGCGUUUAACCCGCUGCUGGCAGGAACAAUACGGUCGAAGCUGGCUCGGCGGCGCAGUGGCCUCCCCAAGAACUAA